Molecule: messenger RNA, 942 nt
Organism: Cercospora beticola
Lineage: Eukaryota; Fungi; Ascomycota; Dothideomycetes; Mycosphaerellales; Mycosphaerellaceae
Source: RefSeq, a predicted model, not a curated record
AUGGCGGCUGACACCAACACGAUGCCCCCACCUGACUACACUGGUGACGCCGCUUCGAGGGUGUUCGCGGUGCCUGAGUUGCUCGAGCACAUCCUAUUCUUGGCUGUUACUACGCAGCGCAUCGAGAACCCAGACUACGAUGAGCCUGGACCACUAAAGAUGUGGCCAAUGGCGGGAUGUGCCAUCGUGUCCGAAGGCUGUGUUUGUCUCUUCCAAAUUCAGCGAGUCAGCAGAGCCUUCCGGCAUACCAUCCACGGAUCGGUCAAACUCAAGCGGCUCAUGUUCCUUGCUCCGCAAGAGAACUCCAAGCUUUUGAGUGAUCGCUCAGAGCCGGAACCCGGAAUGGAGCUGCAUCAACCUUUGACAUCUCUGUUGUCGAUGAUGUGUCUCACGGAAAUCGAAGAGGCAAUGGUAAUCGAGGAAGUCGACAUUACCGAUGGGAACUAUACUUGGCAUGCCUUCAUCUACAGUGAACUCCUCUCCGUGUCCGAAACACCCUAUGAUAGGGCCCUCGGAGAACUGCCAAAAGGUUGGCGAAACCCUGAAGCAAGCUGGAAAAAGAUACGAAUCUGCAAUGCUAAGGUCCCGUGCGCCCUCAACUUCCGUGUAGAGGGUGAGUUCCAAGAGGAUGAUGAGGCUCCGCCAUUCAAUAUCACGUUCCGCUUUGAGGAAGAUGACACCUUGGAUCAUGCCUUCAACCUUCUCGAGGGCCUCCUGACGGUGCUAAGCAAGUACAGAGAUAAGAAGAUUGCGAUGGACAACGACCAGCGUGCAGAGGAGGAUUUGCUGCAUGACACACCACAGUCGGAGCAGUCUUCUCAAAAAGCCAUGACUGCUAUGGAAAAGAGACAUGAUAAGAAGAGACUUCAGCUGGAACGGGCCUUCGACAGAGCGCUCAAGCGUCGCACUGCGAAGAUUCAGGAGAGCAAGUCUAGCCAUUAG